Messenger RNA from Suillus paluster, 978 nucleotides. RefSeq lists its product as uncharacterized. The transcript has a single exon. NCBI's taxonomy places the organism in Eukaryota, Fungi, Basidiomycota, Agaricomycetes, Boletales, Suillaceae. The record is from RefSeq and is a predicted model, not a curated record. The coding region runs from base 1 to 978 and encodes 325 amino acids.
AUGGGCGCCAUCCCCGAGGCUACUGGUUCAGCCAAUAUCCAAUCUGAUCUUUCGGAGGUAAAGUCUACACAGCUGGUGAAGGAUGAAGUAGUAGGAGGUAUGGAGGAAGAACUACCCCCAACCGCCCCAUUGAAUGUAGUGGCCCCUGCUAUUCCCAACCAGCAGCCUCUUCGUGACUCCAACACCGCUCGUCCCCGCACUCCUCGUGAAACUCAGGACGAGCGUCCACAUGAUGCCCCUUGUGACAAUCCUCGAGAUGGUCAUGACCCUCCAUGCGACCCUCUCCACGACCCUCGGGAUGAUCAUGACCCUCUCUGCGAGCCUCCCCGCGAGCCUCCCCGCGAGCCUCUCCACGAGCCUUGGGAUGGUUGUGACCCUCUCCGCAACCCUCUCCGUCAUGAAGACACUCGAAGUGCUGUUUGCAACCCUGCACACAACUAUCAUGAGGUCAUACGUGACCCUCGUGAUGGCCUUCAUGAUGCUUGGGAUGCUGAUCCUCGUUAUCCUUACACCCGAGGGUACUCUGGGUACUCGCAAGAACCUGCGCGUGGCCUCGACCAUAGCACUCUUCACCCCCGCGAUGCAUUCUACCACCGCAAUUCUCGCAAUUCCCGCUAUGGUCCACCUCAAGAUCCCUAUGGAUCUGGUGAUAUUCGUACAGAAAGUGACUUGAAUACUUGCGACAGCUCACCUGCAUCCGAUUUUCAUGAUAACUAUGGUCCUGGUGAGCGCGAACGUGCCUACCCAACCCAAUACAGUCCUGGGGUUGACUCAGGCUAUGCUCGUGAAGGUGGAUACAGGCCCCAACGUGAUGACCUCAAUGAGCGUGGGCAAUCACUAAGUCCCUAUCAUAGUCGUCCAGUUGGUGGAGGGAAUUACCGCGAGGGUGGAUUCCCCCAAGGCCCCAGCAGGAGAUUCCAGGAUUCGAGAUGGGAUGAAGGUGCUCAUUUUGACUAUGGUCGCGAUGCUAUGCCAUGA